Clarias gariepinus (North African catfish) is the source of this 2367-nucleotide messenger RNA. It is a transcript of the gene spry2, whose product is annotated as sprouty RTK signaling antagonist 2. The transcript is spliced from 2 exons. Bases 288 to 1268 code for a protein of 326 amino acids. The record is from RefSeq and is a predicted model, not a curated record. Gene Ontology annotation, cellular component: membrane; cytosol. Lineage: Eukaryota; Metazoa; Chordata; Actinopteri; Siluriformes; Clariidae. Gene Ontology annotation, biological process: animal organ development; negative regulation of fibroblast growth factor receptor signaling pathway; negative regulation of Ras protein signal transduction.
CACACAAACACACGCACACACGCGCGAGCGCGUGUUUCUUUCCUGCACUUGGACUUGGGCCGCCAUUUGUAACAUUUUACAGCUCCAGCUGUUUUUAAAUAAAAAGUGAUUAAAAACACAGACAUCUAGUUACUCUGCUUUGUGCUAGAGGAUGUAUUAAACUUUCUACUUUGGACACGCACGCACAUACGAACGAACACACACACGGGCUUGGUGUGUUGAAAUUACGGACUUUCAGAUGUGUUCACUUCGCUCCCGAGUGCUUCACAUCCUCUUAUUGAGCAACAAUGGAGCCAAGAGCCCAGGACAGCGGCAGUGGCCUUCUCUCGCUCCACCAGAUCCAAGCUGUCCACUCCUGCAACGAAUACACAGAGAGUCCCAUGACCUGGCCACGCCCACAAAUGCCUGACCCCACCCCAGAGGAAGGUGCUGUGCCUGGUCCAGAUGAUCAAACUCAGGAUUCUUCAAAUUCACCUCAGAGUGCUCAGAGGUCCACUGACACUGGACCAUCCUUGGAGCAUGGGACUGUGGAACACAGUGGUGAAACUGUAGUAAAGGAACAGGCAGAAAAAUGCGAACAGGACGUGGAGAAGGGACUAACUCAGGAGCUCAGCUUCCAGGAAAAUGUUGGCAAAAAUUUGUCAGCAGUAGAGGAACAAACGAACACUGAAUCAAAACAGGAAGUGUUAGACUUGAGUGGAAGUUCUGUCCCAGAACAGACAAGUCUAGGAUCUGUAGGUGAACUAGAUGUUGCAAUACAGGAGCAACCCAAGAGCUGCGACUCAAAACAGGAAGAGACAAAGCUGCUGGGAAAUGCUUCCACAGAUCAAAAGCAUUUAAAAUUGGAGCCAAAACAGGAAAUGACAAAGCAACACAACAGAAAGCACCCAAGCCCAUGUGAUCGCUGCAAUCGCUGCAAGUGCAAGGACUGCACUGCUGCCACGCCUCUUCCAUCUUGCUGGAUGUGUGGGCAUCGCUGCCUGUGCUCAGCCGAAGCACUAGUGGAGUAUACCACAUGUGUGUGCUGCCUUAAAGCGUUGCUCUACCACUGCUCCAGUGAUGAUGAGGACUCCAGUGCUGAUGCCCCGUUUUCCUGUCAGGAGUCCCGACGGUGUACACGAUGGAGUAUGGCAGCAGCCAUGGCAUUCGUCCUGCCGUGCCUACUGUGCUAUGGCCCCGCUCGAGGCUGCCUGGCUCUCUGUCAACUUUGCCAUGACCGCCGGACCCAUUGCAGAUGCAAGAGUCAACAUGUGGCACACCAGUUAUGAUUUUGUUGUUGUUGUUGUUGUUAUCCACAGAUGGAGGUGAGGUUUUUAAUGUUUGUUGUCUGUGUCAAUUUUUUAAUUAACCUAUGUGGCCAUGUGACUUAUACUUUUUUAGUUAAGACUUAAUAUUAUUCAGUUGUCACUCGUUAUUUUUAACUUAUUUGUGAUUGUUAAUGACUUUCAGCACUGUAGAUUAAGCUUGUUUUCUUGUUCGUUUUUUGCUGACACAAUGUAGUUUUGACACUGUAAUGGGAAGCAGUGAAACUCAGUGGUUCCCUUUGACACAUGACUGGUUAUUUUUAACUCAGGAAUUUUUUUUUUUUUUUUAUUUAUUCUAUUUGCCUCUUGAAUCUAAUGUUUUUUAAUUCAGAGAUGUGAAUCUUUUUAAGGGUUUGCAUUUUGCUGGUUUAUUCAUUUUUUUUAAGCUAAAGUAAAAGUACCAGCAAUAUAUAAAUAUAUAACCAGUAAAUAUAACCAGCAAUAACGAAUUUUACACAUUUUACAAAUUACACCUAUUGGUAAAUUAGUGAUUUGAUAAUGUUCUUAGAGAUGGCUUUAUUUUUUAUAAAUUUGAGCUGUGAAAGUGUCAUGUCUUACCUGGAAUCCUCAACAGAUCUUUAUAUAUACCACAUUUCUGGUGCAUUUCUAUUUGUAAAAUUGUACAGUGGAUUUUUAUUUUAUUUUUAAGGAUUUUUUUUGCAAACAAAUAUUUAUUUUACAGAGAAACAAGUCAUACUAACAUCGAGAAAUAUAAAUGGUGUAAAUAAUGCAAAUAAGAUUGGCAUUUGUAAAACUUAUAUUCAUAUAGUGAAUAUAAAAAAUAUUAACAUUGUUUAAAUUGAACCACUUUGUUUUCUCAAGAUCCUUUUCUUUUGCUGCUUUCUUAACAUAUAAUUAAAAGGAUGGAUUGUGGAGUAUAGUUGCAUUUUGUUGCUGAGAUUACCUCUUGGGUCAGGUUUCAGAGAACAAAAUAGCCAAUAAAACACUUGGUACAUGCACAGCCACACAUAUGAACACUGUGGUGGUUUUAUCUCUUAUUACUAACUGAUUCACAUUGAUGUGAGUUAUGGAAAAUAAAACAGUUGUGAUCUGCUUUAAUUGA